CUUCUCUCUUCCCCCAAUCGGUUUUUGAAGCGUCGCAGGUGACGACGACGACGACAACGACGACGAUGAUGAUGAUAACCCCCUCCCCGGUUCCCGUGCAAGGGAAUUCGCGCAUUAUGCUCGUUGGUGGAAACCGGCGUUCUGACCUCGCUCUCUUCGCCCGGCUGUUCCGAAUCCCCGAGAUAUUCCCCCAAAACCAUAAACCACAUUGGAGAGAAUAUAAUCAUGGCCCUUGCUGUGUGUCCUGCCCUGCCAUGCCGAGGCUGACCCCUCCACCUCCCUCCAAAAAUGGCAAACAAGGCCCCAAGAGAACCCCUAAUACCCCAAUACUGAACAAUACCGGUAGUGAAAAGUCAAAAUAAUAAUAAUACCAUUAGCCGAACAGUCAAUGUAGCACUCGGGGAAACCGGCUCAGGCAAGUUUUGUGACACACACACACACACACGCACACAUGUCGUCGGUCGAUCCCCCUUACCCCUUCCGCUUUCUCUUCCAAUGCGCC
Microdochium trichocladiopsis is the source of this 502-nucleotide messenger RNA. RefSeq lists its product as uncharacterized. NCBI's taxonomy places the organism in Eukaryota, Fungi, Ascomycota, Sordariomycetes, Xylariales, Microdochiaceae. The record is from RefSeq and is a predicted model, not a curated record. Bases 66 to 362 code for a protein of 98 amino acids. The transcript has a single exon.